AUGGUGGGUUCAGGUUCUGCAGGUGGAGAUUUACGAACUCCACAGUUCAACGGUUCAAACUAUGAUUUUUGGUCAGUAAAAAUGGAGACUAUCCUCAUAGCAUAUGACCUAUGGGAUGCAGUGGAGAUUGGAAUACAACCACAGCCGAUUAUUGAGCAGGAAGCAGGCUCUGAAGGCACUGGAGAUGAAGGGAGUGAGGCUGAGCAAAUCCCAGUGGAAGCACCUACUAUCUCCAGAGAAGAUAAGAUCAAAAAUGCCAAGGCUUUGAGUCUUAUUCAAGGAGCACUGACAGAUGAACUCUUUCCUCGCAUCAGAAAUGAGAAGACUGCAAAAGGUGCUUGGGAAAUUCUAAGAAGAGAGUUCAGAGGAGAUAAAAAGGUAAGAGCUGUGAAAUUACAAGCUAUUAGAGCUGACUUUGAAUAUUUGAGAAUGAAUGAUGUUGAAUCUCUGGAUGACUACUUGGCUCGUUUUUUUGAAAUUGUAAACAACCUGAAAUCUCUAGGAGAAGAUGUAACAGAGAAAAGGAUUGUCCAAAAAUUGUUGAUGAGUCUAAGUAGGAGGUACAAGUCCAUAGUGUCAAUCAUUGAAGAAACCAGAGAUCUUGACACUAUUAGAGUUGAAGAAAUUCUUGCAUCUGUCAAGGUUUAUGAUAAGAGAGAGGAUUUGCAUGAUGAAAGGGACAAAUUGGCAGGAACUGAGAAAGCUUUUAGCAGUCUCAGAGUUGGAAAUGAUCAAGCUUCUGGAGCUAACAAAAGUUCUCAGGGAAAGCAAAAUCAAAAAUGGCAAGGACAAAACAAAAAGGGCUCAAAUUGGUCUCAAGGUGGAAAUUUUAACAACAAUAAUGGCUCUAGAGGGAAUUGGAACAGCAGCUUCAAUUCACAAAACAAGCAAGGGAGUAGUAGUCAAGGUGGUUUGAAACCACAGUGCCAAGUGUGUCAGAAAUACCAUUUUGGUAUAUGCAGAUAUAAGGGAAAACCCAAGUGUGGAAAGUGCAGUCGAUUUGGUCAUUUAACUAAGGACUGUGAAAGUGGUAAACAAGUUGCAAACUGUGCAAAAGAGGAAGAAGUAACCACAGGAACAAUGUUCUAUGCUUGUCAUGCAAGCUCAAUUGCAUCAAGCAAGUCUGUGUGGUUUGUCGACAGUGCUUGCAGCAAUCACAUGACCUCUCAAGAGUCCUUGUUGAUCAAUCUUGAUAGGUCAGUGACCUGCAAAGUGAAAAUGGGCACUGGUGACCUUGUUCAAGCCACAGGAAAAGGGACACUAGUAGUUGAGACAAGAAAAGGGAGAAGAUAUAUAAAUGAGGUGCUGUUAGUCCCUGGUCUGGAUGAGAAUUUGUUGAGUGUAGGACAAAUGAUGGAGCAUGGGUACUACAUUCUAUUUGGAGGAAACUAUGCAUUAAUAUGUGAUGAUAGCAGCCUUGAUAAUGUUGUUGCCAAAGUAGCAAUGGCUGGAAAUAGAUGCUUUCCAUUGUCUAUGGAAUCUAUCUGCUCAAUGGGAAUGAAAGCAGCAGUACAAGUAGAUCCAUGGCAAACACAAAUGGUGCUAGGCUUACCUGAUUUCUCAGAAAAAGAAGGAGUAUGUGAAGGCUGUGUGUAUGGUAAAAGCCACAGAGAACCAUUUGAAAAUGAGAAGUCUUGGAGAGCUAAGCAUCCACUUGAGUUGAUACACACGGAUGUAUGUGGUCCAAUGCAAAAUGAGUCCAUUGGAGGAAAUAGAUACUUCAUCACAUUCAUUGAUGACUAUUCAAGAAUGUGUUGGGUAUAUUUUCUCAGAAACAAGUCAAGUGUGAUAAGUGUGUUCAAAAAGUUCAAAGCAUUUGUUGAGCUACAAAGUGGAUUCAACUUAAAGAAACUAAGAAGUGACAGAGGUGGAGAGUACACUUCACAUGAAUUCCUUGAGUUUUGCAGUGAUCUUGGCAUGGAGAGGCAACUGACUAUUGCCUACUCACCUCAGCAAAAUGGGGUUGCUGAGAGAAGAAACAGAACCAUCUGUGAAAUGGCAAGAUCAAUGAUGACUGAGAAGAAAAUCCCUGUAAAGUUCUGGGCUGAAGCAGUUGGUACUGCUGUGUAUCUGCAAAACAGGUGCUAUACUACUUCAGUUUCAGACAAAACUCCAUUUGAAGCUUUCACAGGAAGGAAACCAGGUGCAAAACACCUGAGAGUGUUUGGAAAGUAUAUGUUACAGUCACAUUCCAUCAAACCUUAG
Messenger RNA from Prunus armeniaca (apricot), 2205 nucleotides. Lineage: Eukaryota; Viridiplantae; Streptophyta; Magnoliopsida; Rosales; Rosaceae. The record is from the annotation of a GenBank genome assembly.